GUCCAGCAUGGCGGCCCCCAUGGGUUCUUCUCUCCACACUUUCCCGGUGCUGCUGGGCUGGCUCCUGCUGGCCUCCUUGAGUCUUGGUCUGAGUACCGGACUUGACCCGAAGGCUUUCUGUCCAUUUCCCGGAUGUCCCAGGCGCUUCGUGUGACCCUUUCCUGUCCCUACAGGGAUUCCUUGAAUGAUGACCUACUGCUUCCCUACCCCGGAACUCGGACGCGCCUACCUCGGGACUGCCGGCCAGUCCGAAACGGGACCCGUCCCCAUGAGAGCUGGCCGCCGCCUGGGAGGCUUCGCCCCAAGCGAGGUCCCGUCGUCCAUCGCUUUGUUUCCUACUUUCCAGAUUCUGGAAACAGUUCGAGUCGGGCAGUGUCCGGCCACCUGACUGUCGCUGUAUCUCCCCUCCAUAGCUUCUCCGUACUGGAGCCGGGGGGCCCCGGGGGCUGCGCUGCCAAGAGACUGGUGACAGUAGAGGAGACCGCCAGGGCGGCUGGCUGCAUAGUGGCUCAGAAUGGUGGCUUUUUCCGCAUGGACACAGGAGAAUGCCUAGGGAAUAUAGUGAGCAACGGGUAUCGAGUGGGCAGUUCUGGGGGACUGCAGAAUGCCCAGUUCGGGAUCCGCCAGGAUGGGACCCUGGUCACAGGGUAUCUGUCUGAGGAGGAAGUACUGGACACAAAGAAUCCGUUUGUACAGCUGGUGAGUGGGGUGGUGUGGCUGCUGAGAAAUGGAGAAGUCUACAUUAAAGAAAGUGAAGAAACUGAAUGUGACAAAACACAGGAAACAGGCUCAUUUAGCAAGUUUGUGAAUGUGAUAUCAGCUCGAACAGCUGUGGGACAUGACAGAGAGGGCCGACUGGUGCUGUUCCAUGCAGAUGGACAGACAGAGCAGCGGGGCAUUAACCUAUGGGACAUGGCCGACUUCCUAAAGAAGCAGGGAGUGGUGAAUGCAAUUAACCUGGAUGGUGGAGGUUCAGCCACAUUUGUUGUCAAUGGAACCAUCUCUAAUUACCCAUCAGACCAUUGCAAGGAUAAUAGCAUGUGGCGCUGUCCCCGCCGUAUCUCUACAGUCGUGUGUGUGCAUGAGCCACGCUGCAAUCCACCGGACUGCAAUGGUCAUGGGACCUGUGUGCAGGGAACCUGCCACUGUAAUGGGCACUUCUGGGGGGGAGAUGACUGCAGCAUACUGGACUGUGGCCCCUCCAACUGUAGCCUCCAUGGGCUCUGCACUGAGAAUGGAUGCCAAUGCCAUGCUGGAUGGAUAGGCAGUAACUGCAGUCAAGCAUGUGCCAAUGGCAGCUUUGGGGUCAGUUGUGCACAGAAGUGCCAGUGCCAGAAUGGAGCUGCUUGUGACCCUGUUAAUGGGACCUGUACCUGCCUUCCUGGAUUCCAAGGAGAUAACUGUGCUGAGGUAUGUCCCUUAGGUCGGUAUGGCCCAAAUUGCCAGUAUGCUUGCACAUGUGAGAACUCAUGUCUCUGUGAUCCCAAGAGUGGUAACUGCAACUUCACCUCCACUGUGCAGGACAUCCUCUCCCAAGUUGGCCAAUGUCUUGGAACUUCCAUGGUACCUAAGAAUGAAGAACACCCCUACUUCACAAAAACAGCCUGGCUGUCUCUUACGUUGGCCCUGGCUCUCUUGCUGCUUCUAAGUGCUGCUGCAAAUGUGACUUUUAUCCUUGGCUCUAGAGCAUCCAGGAGGCGCUUGGACGGAGAAUAUGCUUACCAUCCAUUGCAGGAAAUGAAUGGGGAGCUGAAUUCCUUAGAGAAGGAGCAACAAGGAGAUCCCACCUUCUCCAUUAAGAACUCAGAACAAUGAGAGGUGGCCAUUAUCUAUCCUGGAAAAGUCAGUUCUGCUUGUGGGUUUUUCCAGGGAGAGGUGUGUGAAGAAAACCUUGCUUAGGCAGAAAAUGACAACCAACCAAGGAUCACAUUCUAGGUUUUAACUUCACAACCCACCUAUAGCUCCAGCCUCAGCCCCUCUGCUUGGUCAGAGGAGCAAUGAUGUCUGUGCCUCAGUCUCUUAGCCUGCCUGCCAGCCCAUCAUGUGCCAUGCUGCACCACAGCCCUCAGCCAGAGCAAUAGUUCACUCCCAGAUAAAGCUCUGCCUCUCAGGGCAGGGCUUCUAACCUUUCCCCGCUGCCUGUCUGUGUCUGCUUGUCCAGUGAGAUGUCCAUGUCCUCUGUGGGGAUGUAGCAGUGCCAAAGGGACUUCAGCUAACCAGGGGGAAAGAGUAGUUCGAGAACUAGUCUCAUCAUGAUUUGAAUCAUGGUGAAAUAAAAUAGAAUCCAUUUCUAAAGCCCUUCCUAUGGAUAGAAAGGAUAGCCGGCCUUUAAGGGCUAGUGGAAAACUUGAAAAUUUCAGCCUUCCUAUAAUUCAUUCCUGUGGGAAAUUUGAAGCAUAACAGGUCAAUUUUAUAUAGACCACUUUUUUAUGCUAAUUUAAAGUUCUGAUCCCUGUGGUAGGUUGUUUUUUUUGAAGACAAAGGAAAUGGGGAGAAUGACAUUAGUAUUUUUACUUGACAAACUAUUUUGUCUUUCCAUUCAUUAAUAUUUCUAUUACUUGAAUAAAUUAAGAAACAAAAAGA
Antechinus flavipes (yellow-footed antechinus) is the source of this 2583-nucleotide messenger RNA. It is a transcript of the gene NAGPA, whose product is annotated as N-acetylglucosamine-1-phosphodiester alpha-N-acetylglucosaminidase. The record is from RefSeq and is a predicted model, not a curated record. The coding region runs from base 133 to 1815 and encodes 560 amino acids. NCBI's taxonomy places the organism in Eukaryota, Metazoa, Chordata, Mammalia, Dasyuromorphia, Dasyuridae. The transcript is spliced from 11 exons.